CUUGUCACAUAUUCUGAACUGUCGUGUACCUUAUUAUUACAUCCGCCGGUAGGCGAGCGGUUUUGUCACCUAACGAACUCCCAAAUGGCGGGUUAUAGCUUUGUUGAAUAUUUUGGGGGCGAUUCCGGUCAUCGUUGUGGCUAUUGUGGAAGCAGUGAUACCAACUACUCGCAUGGUAUGUGGGCCCACCAGAUGACUUGUUUGGAUUACCAAGAUCUCAUUGACAGGGGAUGGAGAAGGAGUGGACAAUAUGUGUACAAGCCAAUGAUGAAAAAAAUGUGUUGUCCUUCUUAUACCAUAAAAUGUGAUGCACUGUCUUUCAAACCAAGCAAAUCUCAGAAAAAAGUUCUUAAGAGGAUGACCAAGUUUCUUACAGUUCCCAAAUCUGAGUCAAGUUCCAAGACUGAUGGUGAAGAUGCAGCUGGAUAUCUUUCUGAAGAAUUGGAUCAUGCUCAUGAAACAGCUUUUGUAGAACCUCCUCUUGGAGUGAAGCCAUCUGAAUCAGUCAAGGUUGGGGAUAUUAACUGCGAUGAAUUGGGAAAGGAAGAUUUAAAGGCUACUAAGGAAACAAAAGCCACAAAUGGACAAGUGCAUUUAAGGGCAUCAGCAUCUUCAGGUCAAAUGGUAGAUGAAUCAACAAGGAAAACCAAGCCAUGUAAAGACAAGAAACCAGCACCUGGUUUAGGAGCUGAUCCAAACAAGCCUCCUUGCCGCAAGGCUAAAAUCCUUCGUCAAGAGAGAAAAAUGAAGAAACUUGCAUCAGUCAGUGGGGAACAGAAAACUGAAUCUCAGUCAAGUUCCCAAAAUGCCAGAGUCCCUAUUGCUAAGUCGUUGGAAGACUUCAUGAUUGACAGAUUGCCCAACCAAUCACCCAUUCAUGAUCUCCAGAUCAAGCUGAUUCCAUCAAAUCGAAACAAUCAGCAAUUCAUUGAAACCUUGCCACAGACCAGAGAGUUGUUUUUCAAAUACCAGCGAUUUAUUCAUGGUGACCCCCCUGAAAAAUGCACAGAUAAAAGGUUCAAAAGAUUCUUGGUUGACUCUCCUCUCGAGCGCACAACUGGACCAGAAGCCCCACCAAUGGGCUUUGGAUCGUUUCAUCAACAAUACUUUCUCGGCGAUAAACUCAUAGCAGUUGGAGUGCUAGACAUUCUUCCGCGCUGCGUUUCGUCUGUGUAUUUCUUUUAUGAUCCCGAUUAUUCAUUUUUAUCUCUUGGGGUCUAUUCCGCUCUGAGGGAAAUUCAUUUUGCUCGCUGCCUUCAAAAAAGCGUCCCGACCAUUCAGAGUUACUACAUGGGUUUCUACAUACACUCGUGUCCAAAAAUGAGAUACAAGGGUAACUACUCACCAUCCUACCUGGCCUGUCCAGAGACGUUCAAUUGGAUUCCCAUGAAGCAGUGUCUCCCUAAGCUCGACCUCAGUAAUUAUUCUCGGCUCGACGACUCAGACGAAGAAUCUCCCAAAGCAACCGCGGAUGACGUGCUUGUUUUUUAUAAGCGGAAAGCCUUACCUUACCAGAUGUAUGAAGCUUAUACAGAGGCAAAUGAUCGCGGGGAGGUUCAGGAGUACGCAGAACUCGUCGGACCUGAGGUUUUGCCAAGGAUGCUGCUCUACAGAUCCGGUUAAAAUAUGCUAAGGUUCCAGGCCAAGAGAGGAUAAAGUCAAGGCGUGGCGGUCAUAUUUAAGAAACGAUUGUUCGGGGUAAAAAAGUUAUGAAACGGUGCAUCAAGGCGGGAGCCUCGAAAAUCGUUUAGAAAGCCUUGAUGUUAGCUCAAGAAAAGAGUAUUCGAACGGAUUUCAGCAAAUUAAAAGGGGGCGCUACUCCGACAACAAUAACAAUAGGUCAGUGGGUGUUAUGCAUAUUCCUUGCUCUUUUUUGCGAGAAGGUCUUUCUUUAAGCCUUGUGCUCCAAGCUUCGUAGGAUCAGGAAUUGAUUAAUAGAAAGGCAAAUAUCUUCUGUUUGAAAUAAAAUGAUAUGCUUGGUUUAA
Messenger RNA from Pocillopora verrucosa, 1985 nucleotides. Its product is annotated as arginyl-tRNA--protein transferase 1. Gene Ontology annotation, molecular function: arginyl-tRNA--protein transferase activity. Gene Ontology annotation, cellular component: cytoplasm. Gene Ontology annotation, biological process: protein arginylation. The record is from RefSeq and is a predicted model, not a curated record. NCBI's taxonomy places the organism in Eukaryota, Metazoa, Cnidaria, Anthozoa, Scleractinia, Pocilloporidae.